This is a messenger RNA of Penicillium digitatum Pd1, 693 nucleotides long. Its product is annotated as GNAT family N-acetyltransferase. Lineage: Eukaryota; Fungi; Ascomycota; Eurotiomycetes; Eurotiales; Aspergillaceae. Gene Ontology annotation, molecular function: acyltransferase activity, transferring groups other than amino-acyl groups. The record is from RefSeq and is a predicted model, not a curated record.
AUGGGCCCAAGUUUGAAAGUUCUUUUAUUCCCCUGGGAUCCCAAUUCGGACAUUCAUCUGAAAUGCCUCGUUUCGCAGCGAGUCGAAUGCAAUUGGGACCAGGGAAAAGUUGAGACAAAAUGGAAAAAACAACAACUCAAAGGCGAGAAGUGUAUCUACUGGAUUGUUUUGCCAUCAGAUGAGUCACAAGCGAUAUCGCCAAAAGAAAACGAAAUGCUUCAAGACACAGCGACCACCAUCAAUGCUGUCCCACGCCAGCCAACAAAGGAAAAAUUCAUCCCUAUUGGCCACAUUUCACUGGAUUCCAAGAACCCAGAUGCAGAGCACAUCGAGCUUGAUUUGCCCGCCGUGAACAUCUUCUGGAUAAAGACUUUCUACAUUAGACGGUCCAUCCAGGGUCGUGGAAUUGGGCGAGCUGCAAUGGAUGCGGUUGAGGCCAUGGCAGUUCAAAAGCCACUACUGGCCGAGAUAUUGAUGCUAGACACGGUUCAGAAAGAUGAUCAGAAGAGAGAAGAAUUUGCGAAUGUAACAUAUGGUGGUACUCCAAAGACUAUAAACCAGGAAUGGUAUGCUCGUCGGGGCUACCAAUUGAUCAAGACUGUGCAGGAUUAUUAUCAGGACCCAGAUAAGAAUGGGAAGGUUUGGGAAACAAGGACGGUUUUUAUGAGAAAGGACAUUGCAGGUGAUCAGUAA